Symsagittifera roscoffensis is the source of this 2428-nucleotide messenger RNA. RefSeq names its product proton channel OtopLc-like. Gene Ontology annotation, cellular component: membrane. The transcript is spliced from 11 exons. Bases 134 to 1948 code for a protein of 604 amino acids. Gene Ontology annotation, biological process: proton transmembrane transport. Gene Ontology annotation, molecular function: proton channel activity. The record is from RefSeq and is a predicted model, not a curated record. Lineage: Eukaryota; Metazoa; Xenacoelomorpha; Acoela; Convolutidae.
AUUUGGCUUUCUCCAGCUGUCAGACUCGCAGUUGUCGACGUGUGAGGGGUCCUGCUCUCGCUGCAACAUACACUAUAAGAUCAAGGACAAACCAACCUCUAAUCUAACCUCUGCAACCACAAACAACAACAACAUGGAAACAGAUGCAGAUUCUUCCUCAGUUAGCAACACUGUCUCUGGUGAGAAUGGAGAACAUCAUCACCAUCACAAAAAACAACACAAGACCAUCCAGGAUGACCCCCACAUGCACCACGAGCCCCUUCCCCCCUUCAUUAGGGUGCAGAGACCGAGUGGGAAUGUGAAGAUGUUCUGCUCUCUGUGGACCUUGCUGAUGACCUUGAUUGGAAUCACUGCCAAACUGUAUGGCUACAUGAAGAUAGACGCCACAUCCAAAAACAAAAGCUACUCGUUGUACACUUCGUUCAUCCAGCUAUUCGGCAUUGCGUGUCUUUUGUGUCUGUUGUUUCUGCAGUGGAAGCAGAAGAGACUCAGUAACAACCACCUUGUGUAUGACCCCCACAAUGGCUCUUUCUACCUCAAGGCAGGACUAGUCGGUUUCACAAUUGGGACAUUGGCCUACAACACUCUGCAGCUGGCACAGGACAUGAACUUGCUUCUGCAGCAGCCAGAGUGUGGCAGCAAGGAAUACUCUCUGUUCCACAUGAUUUCUUUCGUCUACAAUGUUUUACAGUGCAUACUCUUGCUCCUCUUCUCAAAGGUGACGUUUACAUAUCGUCCGAAUUUGGCUCUGCUCUGUCUGUCCCACCUAGUGGCCGUGUGUCUCCACUCCUGGUUCAGCUUCGUCGCCGACGAGUUCACAGAAUCACUGGAUUGGGAACACGAACGAGAACACAGGGAAAUGUGUGCGAAGUAUCUGGAGAACUCGACCAUCCACGAGAACAUAGAGAAGACAGAGGUUUUCCUGUUCCCUAUGAGUAUCGAACUCUACCUCAUAGCGGGCGGCUUCUUCGCAAUCAUGUCAACCAAUGUCGGCAAACCACACGUCGUCAAGGACUCUCACAAAACAGUGGUGUAUGGCGGAGGCCACAAGUCAGAGACGAACAGCCAGUUUUUCUUCCAGGAGACAUUCUCCGGAUUCUUCGUCGGAAUCGCCCUCGUCUUGUUCACCGGAGUACUGGUCGGAUUCAAACAUCUGUUCAGCAACGAGUACCCUGUACUACCUCUUGUGUUCCAUUGGUUCAUAUUCACAGUCAACAUCAUCAUGCUCGGGUGUAUAGCUCUGAUCCACACGUACCUCAGAAAACGAGGCAUCAACAAGCGAUUCCACAACCGCAUAGACGCCCCGCUCCUCUUCAUCGCUCUGGGGGGCAUAGCCUUCUACUCUCUCUUCUCAGUGUUCGCAGGAAUCCAUGGCAUCGAGCAUCCCUCACACGACAAUGAUGACGCCAUCGGAACUCUGGUCGGAUAUGGAAGCCACCUGGUGCAGUCUGUGGUGCAGACUGUGUUUCUGCUGGACUCUCUUAGAAGAGUCGCAGCGCCCACUGACAUGUCUCGUAACUUCAUCCUCGUUCUUCUAGGCGGAAACGUCGCCCUGUGGGUGACUCAGAUGUUUGAGAUGAACUUUGAGGGUGAUGUGAACCCCAUGCAAGUCAGUCUGUUCGGAGAUCAGCACUGGACACUCAUCUCGCACAUCUUCGGACCCCUCGCCAUCUUCUUCCGGUUCCAUUCCGCCGCCUGUCUCUACGAUAUCUGGCACACCUGCUACCGUCGGGACACAUCCCGCACCAGCAACACUUCGAGUAACCGCUGGAGGGAUCACUUCCCGGUCAAGUUCAGCACAGCAUCCCAACCGGGCGAAGUGAACACGUGUCAAACCAAAAAGGACUCGAAGAGCAUGGUUGCCAAUGAACAUGCAGACAGGAAAAACAGCAACGAGCUUGCGAUGGCCGCUCCUCAAGGCUUCAGCAAUCAUCAGCAAAAUCAGUGAUGGACAACUGGUACAAAAGAUUGACAGAAAGAAAACUACUUUUUGAAAUGCUGCGGCUGAAACAAUUGAGAGACAAGUUGUUUUGUUUCAUUCGAAAAUUUUACUUGUAUCAUUUGAUGUUUAUCAUACUUGAUGACCACGGACAGUUCUAAACUGUAAAAAAACUGCUUGUUUAUCAUGGCAAAGCCCUGAAUGUUCCGACUGUCCUUUAAGGCAUUUGGAGUAGUUUGGGAAAAGUUUCCAUAAAUGGAAACUGAAAAAUUUGUUUCAUUUUUGUUUAUAUUCCCCACACGCAAUUUCAAGUACAAAUUUAUUUAUUCCUUUAUAAGUUAAUUGGAUCAAUAAAUUUGCAUCAAUUCAAUUUAAAGGGGUCUUUUAGGCCAUACCCCUCUCCCCUAAAUGGUGAAAAAUGUAAAUGAAAACUUUUAUUAAGAAAUUGGAGACUGAUUUUACUCAGAAAUGCAGGAAAUUAUAUCCCAA